Aphanomyces invadans is the source of this 2325-nucleotide messenger RNA. RefSeq lists its product as hypothetical. NCBI's taxonomy places the organism in Eukaryota, Oomycota, Saprolegniomycetes, Saprolegniales, Verrucalvaceae. Gene Ontology annotation, molecular function: phosphatase activity. The record is from RefSeq and is a predicted model, not a curated record. The coding region runs from base 65 to 2230 and encodes 721 amino acids. The transcript is spliced from 12 exons. Gene Ontology annotation, biological process: phosphatidylinositol dephosphorylation; signal transduction.
AAACGAUCUUGCGUCGAUCCACACUUCGUUCGCCAGACGCCCCCUUCCACCGCUUGCUGUGCCGAUGGAGUUUGCGUCGCGCCCAUCGUCCCUCUCGUCCGUCGGACUGGCCCCACCAGCUCCAUCGUCGACGCAAGCCAGUCAACAGAACGUCAGGUACUACCACCCGGCAGUGCUCAGUCAGAUCCGCGAAGACUGCAUGGCACAAAAGCUGUAUCUGCGCGCGUCCGAGUUCACCGAGAUCAAAGAUAUGGUGCUCUGGGCCGGUACGUUCAACGUAAACGCAAAGAAACCUGUGUCAAUCGCAGAGGCGGCCAAACUACUGUACUGGCUGCGCCCGAAACACGACAACGAUCAUCUGUCGCCGGACAUUGUCGCGGUUGGUUUUCAAGAGAUUGUCGAUCUCAACGCCGUCAACGUCGUUGUCAACAACACGUCGGGGCCGCGCAGCGCGCAGUGGGAAGAGAGCAUCCUUGCAGCGCUAAAUUCGCACAUGUCGGACGACGCGUACGAAGUCGUGUUGCACAAGCAUCUCGUCGGAAUUCUGCUGCUCGUGUUCGUCAAGCGCGACCACCUCCCGUUCGUGACAGACGUCGUGGGAUCGACGGCGGGCGUCGGCAUCAUGGGGAUGAUGGGCAACAAAGGGGGCGUCGCCGUUCGCAUGACGCUCUACGACAGCACGAUGUGCUUCGUCUGCUCUCACUUAGCUGCGCACACACACAACGUGGCGGGGCGGAACGCUGACUUUGCCAACAUUUUGUCCAAGAUUGAGUUUCGCGACUCGAUCUACGACGAACUAAACCCGAUGGGGUCACAGGAGGCGGCGGAUCACGCUCUGACAAUUCAUAUGCACGACUUUAUCUUUUGGCUGGGCGAUCUGAACUACCGCCUCGUGGAAGAUGCGAAUUUCACGGUCGAUGACUGCUUUGCCCACGUGGAGAAGCAAAACCUCGACGUUCUGCUCGCGAGAGAUCAGCUCAACCAAGAGCGCGAAAAGGGCAAUGUGUUUCAUGGAUUUGAAGAAGGUCCGAUCCGAUUCCCGCCCACGUACAAGUUUCAAGCAGGCACGUCAUUCUACGACCGGCGGCCCGAGAAGAAAAUCCGCGCGCCGGCAUGGUGCGAUCGCAUCUUGUGGAAGGCCAAGGCCGACACGGUCGCGCUCAAGCACUAUGGCGCGGCGAUGGAACUGGACAUGUCGGAUCACAAGCCUGUGGCAGCAUUAUUCACCGUCAAGGUCAAGUACGAAGUGGACGAGAAGAAGGACGCUGUCCAGCGCGAGAUUUCGCGCGAGCUGGACAAGUGGGAAUCGGACAACAAGCCAAAGAUUUCUAUCUCGGACCACAACUUGCUCCAUUUUGACGCGGUGACGUACCUCGUGCCGCAAACGAAAACGUUUUUGAUUGAGAACACGGGCCUUGUGGUCGCGCAUUUUCAACUGGCGCCCAAGCUGCAAGAGUCGGCCGUGUCAAAGAGUUGGCUCACGGUCUUGCCCACGUAUGGCAUGAUUCCGCCGAAAGAAAAGGUCGAACUCAAGGUGACCGUUCACGUCAUGCUUGAUGCCGUGCAUGCGCUUUCGAGCGGCCGCGACACCCUCGACGACACGCUGAUCCUUCGUGUGGCCAACGGCGCCGAUCACUUCCUUGUGGUGUCGGGCGACUUUUUGCCGUCGUGCUUUGGAUGCUCGCUCGAACAGCUCGUCGUGCAAGUCGAACCCGUACGAAGCGUAAAAUCGAUCAAGCGGGAAGCUGCUGUAAGCCAGAAGAUCCCCAAGGAACUCUGGCGCAUGGUCGACGCAUUGUACACGCAUGGUCUCGACGCCCCCAACAUUUUCUUGGACACCGAUCAGUCGGAGGCAGCGGUGUUGCGGGAAGCUCUAGACACGGGCGCGCCAUUUCCUGUCCAUCGACCACAGUCCAUGGCGGCGCUUCUUGUCCACUGGUUGCAAAGUUUGCGUGAAAGCGUCGUGCCCGAGGCGAGCUUGUCGGCGGACACGACCGCGUCCGUGACGGUUGACGGCCUUGCGACGGUGCACUUCAACACGUUCAUCUAUGUGAGCUCGUUCCUGCGCGAAGUGCUUCUGCACACGCCACGAAAUCUUCUCAACACGUCCAAGAUUGCGCACGUGUUUGGACGGUGCUUGCUCGGGUACAGCGUUACGCAAGGUCCAAGCCCCAAGAUAGACAUGAUGGAGCGAAUGCUGGUGCAUUUCUUGACUACCGGCACGUUGUAACCCGAUAAGGAUCCAGUGUGGGCUGCCUGGUGCUGCUCUAAAACAUACCAGUUGUGGCGGCGGGCAUGUCUGAAGAAUGGAAAAUCGUGUCGACA